AUGGUGAAUCAAUUGGAGAACGCAGAGCAGUAUGGUGAUGAAGGUGAUAGGGAGUUUUUCACGUUGGUGGAUUUGAUACAGACGUGUCCGGAGCUUUCGGAGCUUAAAUACAAGCUUUCGAGAUACGAGAGGGGGAGUAUUCCGUUCUACAAGGCUUUGUUCAAGAAUAUGCCUUUGUCCAGUGGGACAGACUUUAAGCGGUACUUGCGGGAGCAAAGCAAGCCUGUGGCGGGGAGCGAGACGGAGGGGUAUGGGCCCAUAUACCGUAACUACUUCACGCACGAAGGGCGGUUGGUGGAUUGUUUGGACAAGACGGUGCGUACUGGUUACGAGUGCUUUAAUCUAUCUGUGGCGAUGUAUCCUGAGAAUAGGCUUUUGGGGUCACGUGUGUAUGAUCCGGUGUGCGGGAGCUGGGGGUCGGAGUAUGUUUGGCAGACUGUUCGGGAGGUCCAGAAGAGGUCGUUGAAUUUUGGGUCGGGGAUAUUGUCUAUAGUGAAUAUUAAACGGGGGAAGGAGUUGAGGAGUAAUGAUUUUAUUGUUAGUAUAAUGUCGCCCAAUCGAAGCGAAUGGGUUAUUACUGAUUUGGCAUGUCAGGCGUAUUCGUUAGCUAACGCGGCGUUGUACGAGACGCUUGGGCCGGAUACUUCGGAAUAUAUUAUGAAUUUGACGGAGGCCCCGGUAAUUGUGUUGGUUAAGAGCAAUUUGUUCAAGAUAUUCCAGUUGGUGGAUAAACUACCUAAUUUGAAUACGAUUAUCGUGAUGGAUGAGGAGGAUGCCGGGGAGAUUGCGUACAUCAAUUCGACGUUGUUGCCUUCUGUUAAGAAUAAGAAGGGGGAGAAGAUUUCAGUGUUCAGUAUGAAGCAAGUGGAGGAGGUUGGUGCUUUGAACAAUUUGGCGCCUAUUCCGCCUACGCCGGAGACGGUGUAUACGAUAUCGUUUACUUCCGGGACCACGUCGAUGCCUAAAGGUGUUGUUUUGACUCACCGGAAUUAUGUUUCAGCUGUUACGUUUUCGCUAUGUUCUGCAGGACUAGUGAUUCCAGGACAGGGAUACAGCAUGUGCUUUUUGCCUUUGACGCAUAUUUACCAGCGGCAAAUCUUUGGUUUUACGACAUUGUUGUCGGCGGGUUCAGGGUUCCUACACAAGCCCGACCCGGAAGUUUUAAUAGAGGAUCUGAAGAUUUUGAAGCCCCAUUAUAUUGCUUUGGUUCCCAGGGUGUUGACCAAGAUUGAGUCCGGGUUGAAAAAUACUUUUAGUACGGAGAUGUCUUCUAUCACCAAGAGUAUUGCGUCUACGGUUUUGGAGGCCAAGAAGGAGAGGUUUUUGAGUCGUGGUGGGCCCGAUGAUUCGAUUGUGAACUCCAUGGUGUAUCGGAAGCUAUUGAUUGACAAAGUUAGGGAUUCGCUUGGGUUGAGUAAUGUGGGCUUUUUGACGAUCGGGUCGGCGCCAGUGUCACCUGACACUUUGAUGUAUCUGAGGAGUGCAUUGGAUUUGGGGAUUAUGCAAGGGUAUGGUUUGACGGAGUCGUUUGCAGGGGCCUUUGUUUCGGAGGCUAACGAGAGGGAUGUUGGCUCUUGUGGGCCUCCAUCAGCCUCCUGUGAGUUUAAAUUGAAGUCUAUACCUGCCAUGAAUUAUGACGCUGUUAAAGAUAACAAGGGAGAGGUGUUUUUACGCGGGCCACAGAUUUUCAGAGAGUAUUUCAAGUCGCCUAAGGCGACCGCCGAAGUUGUUGAUAAAGAUGGUUGGUUUGCAACAGGAGAUGUUGGUUGGAUUGAUGGUAAAGGUAGAUUGCAUAUUAUUGAUCGUGUCAAGAACAUUUUUAAAUUAUCUCAAGGUGAAUAUCUUGCCCCUGAAAAGGUAGAGAAUGCUUACUUAUCCUCGACUCAUGCUUUGACCCAAAUGUUUGUUUACGGCGAUUCAUUAUAUAACUUUGCCGUUGGAAUUGUUGGAGUUGAUAUAGAAGCGUUCAAAGGUAUCAUUAAUCAUGUUGCACCUGAAUAUAGAACCGUUACGGGCUCUCAAUUACUUGAAGUGGUCAAUGGUAAUAUAUCUUUGAAGAAAAUGGUGUUACAGUAUUUGAAUUCUAAUGUUCAAGGUUUACAGGGGUUUGAAAAAAUAGGGAAUGUUUACUUUGACAUCGAACCCUUGAAAGUGGCCGAGAACACUUUAACUCCAACCCUUAAGAUCAAGCGUCCUCAAACGUCCAAGAGGUAUUCAUCCCAAUUGAAAUCCUUGUACGAAGAAGGUGCUAUUCUCAAGAAGGAAAAGUUGUGA
Eremothecium cymbalariae DBVPG#7215 is the source of this 2274-nucleotide messenger RNA. RefSeq names its product medium-chain fatty acid-CoA ligase FAA2 (gene FAA2). The transcript has a single exon. The record is from RefSeq and is a predicted model, not a curated record. Gene Ontology annotation, cellular component: endoplasmic reticulum; membrane. The coding region runs from base 1 to 2274 and encodes 757 amino acids. Gene Ontology annotation, molecular function: long-chain fatty acid-CoA ligase activity. NCBI's taxonomy places the organism in Eukaryota, Fungi, Ascomycota, Saccharomycetes, Saccharomycetales, Saccharomycetaceae. Gene Ontology annotation, biological process: long-chain fatty acid metabolic process.